This is a messenger RNA of Quercus robur (English oak), 1588 nucleotides long. RefSeq lists its product as uncharacterized. The transcript has 2 exons. Lineage: Eukaryota; Viridiplantae; Streptophyta; Magnoliopsida; Fagales; Fagaceae. Bases 416 to 1249 code for a protein of 277 amino acids. The record is from RefSeq and is a predicted model, not a curated record.
GGUUGGGGGUAUCUUGGCAAAACCGUAAUUUUAUUAGUAAUACUAAUACAAUUCAUUUUGACUGAAAACCUUGAAUUUCUCUGUAAAAACAGGAAUUCCCAACUGGCAGAGAAACUAAAAUCGGCACGACACCGUUUCUGCAAUAUUGUGCACACGCUCACCACCGUUUAUCGGUACGGUUUUGGAAAUCCAGAGAGAACACCAGAACCAGAACGAGAACGAGAGAGAUGGAAAGAGCCGAUCCUUCGUUUUUCCAAAUCCCACUCCAAAUUCCCACACAAACCGAGAACAAAGGUUUGAUGUGAGCAACAUGAGCUGUUUAUAAUUAACCUGGAGGAGAAAUCUUUGAGGCUAAGUUUCAUGGCAUAGUGGUUCUUUCACAGGAGAAUGUCCAACUCUGCAAUUGUAGCAAUUAAUGCUCUUAUCUAAUCAGACCUUUUUUUCUGUCAUGAUGUGGAAAUUUGCCUCAAAUGCCAUUGCAAGUAUUGGACUGAAGAAAAAAUCAGGGAAAAAAUUGGUAGAGUCAAGUCGAGCUUCUCAAGACUGCUCAGAUGAUGAGGUGUGUUCGAAUGCUAGCCGAGACGAAGGACUGGAAUGCCCAAUAUGCUGGGAAUCUUUCAACAUCGUUGAGAAUGUGCCCUAUGUCUUAUGGUGUGGUCACACUCUCUGCAAGAAUUGUGUCCUAGGGCUUCAAUUGGCUGUCUUGAAAUUCCCUACUCAACAAAUUAAGAUUCCAUACUUCGUUUCCUGUCCAUGGUGCCACUUGAUGUCAUUACGGCUAGUUUGCAAUGGAAAUUUAAAGUUCCCUCGCAAGAACUUCUUUCUUCUAUGGAUGGUUGAGAGCUUGAAUGGUGAUCGGUCAAAGUCUGCUUUUUCCAGUGCGGAAAAUCAAUCAAUAUGGUCUCCAAGAUGCAAUUCUGCUAUUGGAAAUCAAGCUACCAAUGGUAACCCUAGAAGGGCCCCUCCUCAUUGCCCUGGACAUCUGGGGUCUGGCAAUGAUAAUGGUAGUAGUAAUGUGGAGAGACGCCAAUUUUCACUUCAUAAAUCUCUGGAUUUUUUCAUUCACUUUACAUCCAAGUUCCCUUUGGUCAUCAUAUUUCUUCUGAUUGCCUUUUCUGUAGUACUUGGCUGUGCAGUCAUUUUGGCCAUCUACUUGAUACUCACAGUCGUGUUUGCUAUCCCAUCUUUCUUGGUAUUGUAUUUUGCAUACCCUACUUUGGAGAGGCUGGUAAGAGAAAUAAACACAUGAGAUGUGGUUGGUUACUUGCCUCAGUAAACCCCGAAAAACUUGUACUUGCAACUUUUCUUUUCUAAAAUCACCCCACUGCUUUGCAUCUGAAACUGGUCAGUCUACUACUCCACUUUCCGACAAUUUGACAGUUCAAUGUUGUGAGGCUAUUCAGAUUGUCCUAUGGUUUUGUGAUGCUGUGGAAAGCUUCUAAGAGGCAUGGUUUUGUAUUGAAUUUGUAAGUUUUGAGUUUCAGUUGUCAGUGAUUAAAUACCACUGUUCAAUAGAAGUGGAGAACCAAUUGUUAUGAACUUGAAUGUGCAUAAAAAUAUAUUUCCCAAGUGUGCUUCUGGUGGUGAA